AUGCUCAGCCGUAUUCUCGAGCUUUACAGCGAUCUAACGUCCCCGAUGAAUGAGUUACGACGUGGGCUGUUCCAGUUGGGCAAAGUGCUGAACUUCUUCCCGGUCGGCGACGAGCGCGAGUGUCGACCCGAAGGCAACACCUUGGCGAAGGCAGGCAUCUGCCUCAACCCCUACGACUGCAGGCAGCGAGACGGAAAGGCGUCGGGAGACUGCGCACAUGGCCUCGGCGUAUGCUGCGUCUUCGAAGUUACCUGCGGCGCCACAGUGCAGAACAACAUCAGCUACUUCAUGUCGCCCGGCUUCCCUGAGCUGUGGCACGGCGAACGCGACUGCGACGUCCUCGUGGAGAAGACCCACGCCGGCGUCACCCAGCUGAGGAUAGAUUUCGUCCACUUCACCAUAGGCCAACCGAACAGGACGACAGGAGAGUGUGACGAGGACGCAAUGACGGUCGGCGAAGGUGCCAACAACUUCACAGUUUGCGGCCUCAACCACGGACAGCACAGAGAGUGUGACGAGGACGCAAUGACGGUCGGCGAAGGUGCCAACAACUUCACAGUUUGCGGCCUCAACCACGGACAGCACAUGUUCUACGACCUGCCAACCGGCAGCCAGAGGCGUGACGACGAACUGCCAUCGGGGCUGCCCACGCGGCUGAGGGUGCGCACGCGGGGGGGCGACACAGCGCGUCUGUGGAUGCUGCGACUGACGCAGCUGCCACUCGCGCAAGCAGCACCUCAUGACUGCCUCCAGAACUACGAAGGCGUUAACGGCACCAUCAAGACUUUCAACUACGCUGUGAACGGCCGCCACUUGGCGUCCCACCGUUAUCGUGCGUGCAUCCGCCAAGAGCCCGGCUUCUGCGCAAUCCGAUACUGGCCCUGCGACGCCGGCUCCUUUCGAAUCGGGCCCCCGGCCGAUGUGCCCGCCCUCAUGGAUCCUGCAGCUAUGCCUCCGACGCAAGAGACGACUCCAAGCGCCGUGCAGACCCAGGAGGACAUGGUCGAAGGCUCCGGAGAUGAGCCCCAGAGUGCCACAUCAUCAUCUACACCCACCGCUCCUCUAGCUACCAGAAUCUGGAGGUUCAUGUGGCCGUCUUGGAUGUGGGGUCAGAGGCGGGCUCGGACCCUGACCCGCUGGUCGCCAUACGUGCAGCACGGCGUAGGCGACGUGCUACGCUACUACGGCUACGGCGACUACGCCGGGCGGCCACGCUGCUACGAUCGUAUCACCAUCCCGUGCGACGACGAGUACCUGUUGAUGCCGUCGCUGUCGGCGGGCGUGUGCGAGCCGCACCGCUGCGGCGGCUCGUUCUGCCCGGGCGUGCCGCCCGCCCACUGCCGCGUGGACUCGUCGGUGCGUCCGUUCGCGGUGUCGGUGCGCUUCGGGCCGCCCGUGCGCAAGGGCAGCGCGGACGACAACAUCGGCGCGUGCCUCAGGUACGCCCAGCUGCCGUGCGGCUCG
Messenger RNA from Iphiclides podalirius (scarce swallowtail), 1464 nucleotides. The record is from the annotation of a GenBank genome assembly. Lineage: Eukaryota; Metazoa; Arthropoda; Insecta; Lepidoptera; Papilionidae.